Molecule: messenger RNA, 2641 nt
Organism: Ananas comosus (pineapple)
Lineage: Eukaryota; Viridiplantae; Streptophyta; Magnoliopsida; Poales; Bromeliaceae
Product: subtilisin-like protease SBT1.4
Exons: 1
Coding region: 13-2145 (710 amino acids)
Biological process (GO): proteolysis
Molecular function (GO): serine-type endopeptidase activity
Source: RefSeq, a predicted model, not a curated record
ACGACGACGACAAUGGCGAAGCCGUUUCUCCUCCUCGCCCUCUCCAUCGUCGUCUUCGCGUUGCUGUUCUCGGAGGCGUACAGCGAACAGGAAACGCGCUCCACCUACAUCGUCCACGUGUCCCCCGCCCACGCUCCGCCCCAGUCGUCGUCGUCUCCGGCGCUCCUCCGCCUCUCCGCCUCCUCCGGCCUCUGGCCGCUCUCCCACUUCGCCUCCUCCGCCGUCGUCGCCGUCCUCGACACCGGCAUCUGGCCCUCCCGCCCCUCCUUCUCCGACGCCGACUCCGCUCUCCCCCCUCCCCCCUCGUCGUGGCGCGGCUCCUGCGUCUCCGCCGCCUCCUUCAACGCCUCCGCCGCCUGCAACAACAAGCUCGUCGGCGCCCGCUUCUUCUACAAGGGCUACGAGGCCGCCAUGGGCCGCCCCAUCGACGAGUCCAGGGAGUCCAAGUCCCCCCUCGACACCGAGGGCCACGGCACCCACACCGCCUCCACCGCCGCCGGCGCCGCCGUCAAGGGCGCCGGAUUCUACGGCUACGCCCGCGGCGUCGCCCAGGGGGUCGCCACCGCCGCCCGCGUCGCCGCCUACAAGAUCUGCUGGGCCUCCGGCUGCUUCGACUCCGACAUCCUCGCCGCCAUGGACGCCGCCAUCGCCGACGGCGCCGACGUCAUCUCCCUCUCCGUCGGCGCCAACGGCUACGCCCCCCCCUUCCACCGCGACUCCAUCGCCAUCGGCGCGUUCGGCGCCGCCCGCCGCGGCGUCGUCGUCUCCUGCUCCGCCGGGAACUCCGGCCCCGGCGCCUACACCGCCGUCAACGUCGCGCCCUGGAUCCUCACCGUCGGCGCCUCCACCAUCGACCGCGAGUUCCCCGCCGACGCGGCGCUCGGCGACGGCUCCGCCUACGGCGGCGUCUCGCUCUACGCCGGCGAGCCCCUGAACGCCACGCUCCUGCCGCUCGUCUACGCGGGCGACUGCGGAUCGCGGCUGUGCAUUCCGGGCGCCCUCGACGCCGACAAGGUCGCGGGGAAGAUCGUGCUCUGCGACCGCGGCCUCAACGCGCGGGUGGAGAAGGGGAGCGCCGUCAAGAUCGCCGGCGGCGCCGCCAUGAUACUGGCGAACACGGAGGAGAACGGCGAGGAGCUCAUCGCCGACUCGCACCUCAUCCCCGCCACCAUGGUCGGCCAAAUCGCCGGGGACAAGAUCCGCAACUACAUCAAUUCGACGGCAUCCCCCACCGCCACCAUCGUGUUCCGCGGCACGGUCAUCGGUCCAUCCCCGCCGGCGCCCAAAGUGGCGUCCUUCUCCAGCCGCGGGCCCAACUACCGCGCCCACGAGAUCCUGAAGCCCGACGUCAUCGCGCCCGGGGUCAACAUUUUGGCCGCCUGGACCGGCGCCAGCAGCCCGACCGAUCUGGAUAUCGACCCCCGAAGGGUCGAAUUCAACAUCAUUUCCGGGACGUCCAUGGCGUGCCCCCACGUCAGCGGCAUCGCCGCUCUCCUCCACACGGCCCACCCCGAGUGGAGCCCCGCCGCCGUUAAGUCGGCCAUAAUGACCACGGCCUAUAAUCUCGACAAUUCAGGGGAGACCAUCAGGGAUCUUGCCACCGGGGAGGAAUCCACGCCGUUCGUUCGUGGGGCCGGUCAUGUAGAUCCCAACAGCGCGCUCGAUCCUGGCCUACUCUAUGAUGCACAGGUCGACGACUACAUCGCCUUCCUCUGCUCUAUCGGAUACACUGCCGACCAAAUCGCGGUGUUCACACGGGACGGAUCAACGGCUAAUUGUUCUACUACGACGCUGCCGAGCCCGGGAGACCUCAACUACCCGGCGUUCUCCGUGUUGUUCUCUUCUCACAGCGAUGUCGUCACGUACAGAAGAGUUGUCCGCAACGUCGGGAGCUCAGCCGACGCUGUAUACGAAGUUGCGGUCUCCGCCCCGCGGGGUGUGAACGUGACGGUGAGCCCGAGCAGGCUCGAGUUCAAUUCUGUCGGGCAGAGCUUGUCCUAUGAGGUCACGUUCGCUUCUGCUGCUAAUCCGGUGAUUGUCGGCGACAACUACGCAUUCGGGUCGAUCUUGUGGGCUGAUGGGUCGCACAAUGUGCGGAGCCCCGUGGCCGUCACAUGGCCGUCGAGUCUCGUUUCGUCAAGUUGAGCAGACUAAAUUUACUCAACAAAUGGAUCAAGUGUUUGGUAUGCAAGACGAAAGGUUUGGCAAGAUUCGAAUUUAAGGCGAAACAUGGGAGAUGAUGCUCUCUUUGGAUCAACAAAAGUUCAAUCAUGAAGUGGCCAACAUAUUCGCUAUCUGGAUUCUGGAAGAAUAGUUCUCAAAUACUCUCUUACACUGGAGAUCAAUGAUGAAUGUUUGAGUUGAACUGCACGCGGAGUAUUAGUUUGCACUUUUAAGCUUUCUUAUAUAUUUCGGAAAUAUAUGUAAUUUAAUGCAUAAAAUCACGCGGAGCGUUAGUUUGCACUUUUAAGCUUUCUUAUAUCGGAAAUAUAUGUAAUUUAAUGCAUAAAAUGCUUGAUUCGAACUGCACUCGGGGAGUUUGUUUGCAUGCUUAUGUUUACUUCUAUCUAAAUUAUAUGUAAUUUAGUGGCAAAAAUGUUAGCAGGUUUAAUAGGUGAAUGCUACUCGACGGAUUUCAUAA